Messenger RNA from Manihot esculenta (cassava), 1356 nucleotides. RefSeq names its product gibberellin 2-beta-dioxygenase 1. Lineage: Eukaryota; Viridiplantae; Streptophyta; Magnoliopsida; Malpighiales; Euphorbiaceae. Bases 49 to 1167 code for a protein of 372 amino acids. The record is from RefSeq and is a predicted model, not a curated record. The transcript has 2 exons.
AACUAAAAUACGCAGCGUCCGUGUCUCUCGCUUUCAUCCUCAAUCCUCAUGGCUUCUUCAGCUCAAAAGCAACACCUGCCAAACUUCUACACCGCCGCCUCAGCUCCUCCGCCAACGCCCUCGUCUCAACCAAACACCCACCACGUCACCUCAGCCGCUGACGCCGACGCUCUCUCUCGCCUCCUCCAUCGCCUCCCUCCUAUCCUCUCUCUUCCUACUCGCCGUUCUUCGCCUGCCACCUCUCCUCCUGUCAUCUCCCUCUCCGACCCAAACUCUAGCGAUCUUCUCCUUUCUGCCUCUUCUCAACACGGCUUCUUUCAACUCACCGAUCAUGAUAUUCCUUCUCAGCUCGCUCACUCAUCCGAGUCAGAAGCACGCUCUCUCUUUGAGCUUACGAGAGAUAAAAAGGAAUCGUACUUCCCUAAGAACUGGCCUUUAGGUUUUGAGGACGAUGAAGAUGGAAACGGCGAGUCGUUCUGGCUGGACGCGGCGUGUUCCACUGAAUCAACCGAGUUGAACUUAUCUUCUCUGCGCGAGUUAACUCAGGCAAUGGAGAAAGUUGGGAUGGAGAUUAUCGACAAUCUUGCUCGCGAGGUGGGAUUUGAGAACCCGUUAAAGGAAGAUCUGACCCGGAAUUGUUCAUUGAUGUUGGUUCACGAGAGCUCAUGCGAGGAUAAACCUGCUAUGUCGGGUGGGUUUUAUCCAUAUAUAGUUGGUUUACAGUAUCAAAUCCGGAGCCAGAAGUAUUCAUUGCUGUCGGAUUCGGGCUGGGUCGCUGUGGAACCGCGAAUGGACUCGGUUAUGGUUACUGUAGGCGAUAUUGCCCAGGUGUGGAGCAAUGGGAAAUUGAAGAAAGUAAGAGGAAGACCAACGGCUAGUAUGGGAGAAAGCAAAAGUUCAAGCUGCAUAACAAUGACAUUACUUAUAACUCUUCCAACAGAAAGCAAAGUGUCUCCUCUUCUUCCAAUCAAUGAAGAAAAUGCGAAUGAAAUUGAAAUUGAAAUUGCAGAAGAAGUUGAAGAUGAAAGCCAUGGCAAUAGAAGCAAGAGCAAGGCGGAAGAAAGAUUAAUGUUCAGGUCAUUUUCAUUUGAGGAUUAUGCUUGGAGAGUCUAUCAUGAGCCUCUACUCUUCAAAGACCCACUUCAUAAGUACCGUAUUAUUCAUUAGCGUCAUUAUAAUUUUCAUUAAUCUCUCUCCCACAUUCUUUUCUUUGUUCUUUUUUUUUUUAUUUGUUUGCUACUUUUUGUAUUUGUUUUUCUUUGGGUGAUGCUUAAUUUAUUCUCUAGUUUUAUGUUAAAUGAGAGUAUUUUGGAAACUUGAAAUUCAAUACGAAUGUACUUUUACUAUUUUAUCCGA